Messenger RNA from Leucoraja erinaceus (little skate), 1672 nucleotides. RefSeq names its product adaptor related protein complex 4 subunit sigma 1 (gene ap4s1). The record is from RefSeq and is a predicted model, not a curated record. Gene Ontology annotation, cellular component: intracellular membrane-bounded organelle. The transcript has 6 exons. Lineage: Eukaryota; Metazoa; Chordata; Chondrichthyes; Rajiformes; Rajidae. Bases 276 to 746 code for a protein of 156 amino acids. Gene Ontology annotation, biological process: protein transport; vesicle-mediated transport.
GGAUUUCGCCAAAGAGAGAGAGCGCGAGCAGCAGCAGCGGCGGCGGGAGGAGGAGGAACGGCAUCUGUCUGUAGAAGGGUCUCGACCCCCCAAACGUCACCUAUUCCUUCUCUCCAGAGAUGCUGCCUGAGUUGCCCCAGCACUCUAUGUCUAUCUCUGGAGAACACGGAUAGGCGAUCUUGCGGGGUCAGGACCGCUCUUCUGGCGGUUGAAGGGAUGAUAAGUAGUUUUCAGUUCGUCAGGCUGUUCGCUUUGGAGUUCCAUCAGAAACAUAAAUGGACAAAAUUUGUCUUUCUGAAGAGAUUUACAAAAUGAUUAAAUUCUUCCUUUUGAUGAACAAGCAAGGGCAAAUAAGACUCUGUCGAUAUUAUGAGCCUAUGGAAAUCCAGAAAAGGACAUUGUUAGAGUCUGAUGUCAUUAAAAAAUGCCUAUCACGUACAAAGGACCAGUGUUCCUUUGUUGAAUACAAGGAUUUUAAACUAGUUUAUCGACAAUAUGCUGCACUCUUCGUUGUAAUUGGGAUUGAUGAUGCCGAGAAUGAACUGGCAGUGUAUGAACUGAUACAUAAUUUUAUUGAAGUUUUGGACAAAUACUUCAGCAGAGUGUGUGAGUUGGAUAUUAUGUUUAAUUUAGAUAAAGUCCAUGUCAUCUUGGAUGAAAUGAUCUUGAAUGGACGUAUUGCAGAGACCAACAAAAGCAGAAUUCUUGCCCCACUUCUUGCACUUGACAAAAUGACUGGAAGUUAAAAUAAAAAAAACAAUUUGCCCAAAGCCAGCACCAUCUGAAUGUUCUUACCAAAUGCUGCAUAAUAGAUUGCUACCGAGGUUCUGACUUUUAUCACAAUGAACACGCUUACUAACAUUACUGCUAAAGUUGUUAAUUGUUGUCCUGAGGAAGUAGUGCUGAGCCACAAGUGAUAAAGGAAAUGAAAAUGUAGGGAGAAAAAAUGGGAUCCCGUCAAACAGAUUAUCCUAAAAAAGACAAAGACUCACCGGGGUCAGGCAGCAUCUUUGAAGAACAUGACUAGGUGAUGUUUCGGGUCGGGACCCAACAGAUUGUGGGUGGCACAGUGACGCAGUGGUACAGUUGCUGCCUUACAGCGCCAGAGACCCAGGUUCGAUCCUGACUACGGGUGCUGUCUGCGAGGAUUUUGUACAUUUUCCCUGUGACCGCAUGGGUUUCCUCCCUCACUCCAAAGACGUACAGGUUUGUACGUUAACUGGCUUUGGUUAAAAAAAAAUGUAAAUUGUCCCUAUUGUGUAGGAUAGUGCUAGUGUACGGUGUGAUUGCUGGUCGGCGCGGACUUGGUGGGCCGAAGGGCCUGUUUCCGUGCUGUAUCUUUAAAGUCUAAAGAUUAUCUUGCCCUGGACAAAUACAAUUGCCAUUUAUUAUAUUAUGAUUGGUUUAAAGAGUUAUUUAUGUAUGAAGAGCUGUAUCUUGUGUAUCUUCUCUCUACUGGCGCGAGCGACUAGAACCAGUGCUUGGUUAUCAUAUGUUAUCUUCAGUAUUUGACAUAUCUUGAAAUAGGUGUGAAUUUAAAGUUGUGAACGGCCUGGGAUACUUAAGACAGUUUCCAUUGCAUUGGAACUGUGCCAGAAACUGGAACAGAAUGUUCAUAUCGAUUUCACCGAGCUUCAGAUGGAGGAAUAAUAAAUUAUUCAAAAGCUGAAAA